UGCACCUCUGGGCGCUCGGGCCGUCGGGGCCGGGGGUGCGGGGCAGCGCUUCCGACCUUCACGGACCUGGGGAGCGAGCCGGCCGGGCCCGGCCCUAAUAUCCCUGAGCCUGCCACCCCCGCAGCUCCGGGUCAGGGCGGCGGGCGAUGCCGGCGCUGGCAGGGGAUCCCACCUGCUGCCCGGCGGAGGCCGGUUCCCUGCUCUAGGAUGGGCAAUUUGGCCAAAGGGCUGGAGGGGUAAAAAGCUGGUUUGGUUUGCUGGAGGAGGGCUCCAUUCCCCAGAGUCGCCGGUUGUGUAAAAAAGACCGAAGGCCUUCCUCUUCCUGUAUAGAUGAAGAUACCGAACGGGAGGCAGGAAACGGGUUUAAAGAAAAAAAAGGAAGUGCUGUCAUGCUUUUGUGAAGUGUGGAUAUGCAGGCUCUAAUUUUCCAGAACACAUCUUCCCAGCUUUGGUUGGAAGACCUAUUAUCAGAUCAACCACCAAAGUGGGAAACAUUGAAAUCAAGGAUCUUAUGGUUGGUGAUGAAGCAAGUGAACUACGUUCAAUGUUAGAAGUUAACUAUCCUAUGGAAAAUGGCAUAGUGCGAAAUUGGGAUGACAUGAAACACCUGUGGGACUAUACAUUUGGACCAGAGAAACUUAACAUAGAUACCAGAAAUUGUAAAAUCUUACUCACAGAACCUCCCAUGAACCCAACCAAAAACAGAGAGAAAAUUGUGGAGGUAAUGUUUGAAACUUACCAAUUUUCUGGUGUUUAUGUAGCGAUCCAGGCAGUUCUGACUUUGUAUGCUCAAGGUUUAUUGACUGGAGUAGUGGUGGACUCUGGAGAUGGUGUAACCCAUAUUUGCCCGGUAUAUGAAGGCUUUUCUCUCCCUCAUCUUACCAGGAGACUGGAUAUUGCUGGGAGGGAUAUUACCAGGUACCUUAUCAAGCUGCUUCUGUUGCGAGGAUACGCCUUCAACCACUCUGCUGAUUUUGAAACUGUUCGCAUGAUUAAAGAAAAACUGUGUUAUGUGGGGUAUAAUAUUGAGCAAGAGCAGAAACUGGCCUUAGAAACCACAGUAUUAGUUGAGUCUUACACGCUCCCAGAUGGCCGCAUUAUCAAAGUUGGGGGAGAAAGAUUUGAAGCACCAGAAGCUUUAUUUCAGCCUCACUUGAUCAAUGUUGAGGGAGUGGGUGUUGCUGAAUUGCUUUUUAAUACAAUCCAGGCAGCUGACAUUGACACCAGAUCUGAAUUCUAUAAACACAUUGUGCUUUCUGGAGGGUCUACUAUGUACCCUGGGUUGCCAUCACGGUUGGAACGAGAACUUAAACAGCUUUACUUAGAACGAGUUUUAAAGGGAGAUGUGGAAAAACUUUCUAAAUUUAAGAUCCGCAUUGAAGAUCCACCGCGCAGAAAGCACAUGGUGUUCCUGGGAGGUGCAGUUCUAGCAGAUAUCAUGAAAGACAAAGACAACUUCUGGAUGACCCGACAGGAAUACCAAGAAAAGGGUGUUCGUGUGCUGGAGAAACUUGGUGUGACUGUUCGAUAAACUCCAAAGCUUGUUCCCAUUCCACCCCUAAUGCUUUCUUUUUUUCCUUUAUUGCCCAUCUUUGAACUCAUUCAACUCCCCAACAUGGAAAAGGCCUCUCUGUGCUCUUUGACUGGAAAGGUCAGGUUUUAUUCUGGUGUCUUGGGGAAGCUUUGUUAAAUUUUUGUUAAUGUGGGUAAAUCUGACCGUUUAAUUCAGCACUUCCCUACAAACAAUGAGAGGGCGAAGGGUCACGUCUGCUGCUUUGUUUCUUCUAAGUAGGUGUUCAGCUCGUUCCUGUAGGCUUCCUAUUUUCACUUUACUGCUCUAAUGCUGCUUGUUUUAGUUUUUAGCACCCUAGGUGGUAUGCCUCUAUUAGCAUAAGAAAAACUUUAAUAGGAGCUUUUACAUAUUACUAGAGUUGGGGGUGGUAAGGGGUGGGUGGGCAGCGGCUAAACCCUACAUGACAUUUCCUCUGUAGCGUGGUGCUUUCUACAGUUACUGCACAGCUUUAAGUACCUUAAAGCUUCUGGGAUUAACGUUUUAGGAAAAGGUUAGGCUCAGAACUAAGUGUUUUAGGUGGAGUUUUGUGUCGGGAGGAGGGGUGGUCUUUUGAUUUUUUUAUUUUUGAGCUUUUCUGUUCUGGGGUACGUAAGAUGAACUUUAUUUACAGUACUUUGAUUUGGCAAGUUUUCUUCUACUUUUUGUCUGUCUGAAACUGUUCCCAUAUGAUAUGAAAGCAAGUAUAGUACCCAUUACCAUGUGUCUUAGGGAUUCAUUUGUUCUUAAAAAUCAACCAUGUUAGCUGGGAUUAGACUCCCUAGAAUCUGUCAGCUGAAAAGUUAACAUUUAAAAAAUGCUUUUGGAAAUGCAAAUUACAGAUAAAAAAGUGCUUAGGAGCUGGUGUUUUCUAAGUGCUUUUGUUUAUACCAGAAACAUUAAGGUAACCCAGUGCCAAGUACCAUUCUUGCAAAUUAUUAUUUUAUAUAACUGACCAGUGCUUAUUUAAUAUAAACAAGUAGGUAAAAAUAAAUAAUUACUGGCAGUGGGUUAUAAUUGUUGGGCUAAAAAUAACAUUGGACUAUGGGACUUGUUGCCAGUUGGGUAAUUUUCAUUAGUAUUUUUGUUUGUUUUGAUUUGAAGCCUGGAAGUGGAGUAAAAUUUGACUAUUUAAAAUGUUGGCAGAAAAACAGUCAAGAUUUAAAUUUUAUUUGUACUGAAGAACUAACUAAUAACUACUAAAUCUCAGCCAUCUUAUUCUUGAGAGAAGUGUUUUUGGUAUUUUGUAAAUGUUAGCAGACUUGCCUGUGUCCAAAAAUCAUUAUUUAUGAAUCCUCUUGUUAUUUUUUGGUAUCUGAAAAAUACCGAAUAGCACUCAGGCUUGAAUUCUUUCUCAAUUUGAAAAGUAAAGUAAUAAGUAAUUAUGACAUGCUAAUAACAAAUGUAGAUUCUGGGGGGAAAAGUUUUCCUUCAUUUUGAAACAUUCUUUACUAAUAAUGGCUUUGAAAGAAGAUUGUGGGGUGACUGAAAUUGGAGAGAUGGUUGGCUUUAGAGUCUCCAUUUUGUGAGAAAAUUUGAAAGUCAGUUUAUAUGAAAUAAGGAGCAAAAGGUUAGUUUCAACUGUG
This is a messenger RNA of Manis pentadactyla (Chinese pangolin), 3135 nucleotides long. RefSeq names its product actin related protein 2 (gene ACTR2). The transcript is spliced from 9 exons. Gene Ontology annotation, molecular function: actin filament binding. The record is from RefSeq and is a predicted model, not a curated record. Gene Ontology annotation, biological process: Arp2/3 complex-mediated actin nucleation. Gene Ontology annotation, cellular component: actin cortical patch; Arp2/3 protein complex. NCBI's taxonomy places the organism in Eukaryota, Metazoa, Chordata, Mammalia, Pholidota, Manidae. The coding region runs from base 512 to 1531 and encodes 339 amino acids.